Brugia pahangi is the source of this 468-nucleotide messenger RNA. The record is from the annotation of a GenBank genome assembly. Lineage: Eukaryota; Metazoa; Nematoda; Chromadorea; Rhabditida; Onchocercidae.
AUGCCUGGCAGCACAUUAGCAUUAGCGAUACAGCUGGAUCCUCGAGUUCAGAAACAGGAGAUUGUUCGUGUAACACAGCAACUAUUGGACGCUAUUUCAUGUAAAGAUUACGAGUCCUACUCAAGACUCUGUGACCCAUCGAUGACAUGUUUUGAGCCAGAAGCACUUGGUAAUCUAAUUGAAGGAAUGGAUUUCCACAAAUUUUAUUUUGAUAAUAAUAGCGGAACACGCGGGCCAAAAAUCCAUACGACAUUGCUCAAUCCGAAUGUGCACCUAAUGGGUGAUGAAGGCGCAUGUAUCGCUUACAUUCGUUUAACGCAGUUCAUUGAUAAGAAUGGUGAUGCCCGAUCAAGGCAGGCACAAGAAACACGCGUGUGGCAUAAACGUAAUGGACGAGGUUGGGUAUGCGUUCAUGUUCAUCGGACCGGUGCACCAUCUUCCGUAACUACAGCUGACUGUCAUUUCUAG